Macrosiphum euphorbiae (potato aphid) is the source of this 609-nucleotide messenger RNA. The record is from the annotation of a GenBank genome assembly. Lineage: Eukaryota; Metazoa; Arthropoda; Insecta; Hemiptera; Aphididae.
AUGUAUACGCUGUUUCACGGACUUUACAAGUAUUUGACGCAGAAAGAUGAGUUUUGGGUUCUCAUACUUGGUCUGGACAACGCUGGUAAAACGACGUAUUUGGAAUGUUCAAAAACGAAAUUCAAGAAAAACUACAAGGGUAUCAACCCAAGUAAAAUCACAACGACUGUUGGCUUGAACAUUGGCAACAUCGACAUACACAGAGUGAGCUUGAACUUUUGGGAUUUGGGCGGUCAGACAGAACUACAGUCACUUUGGGACAAAUAUUAUGCUGAAUGUCAUGCCAUUAUAUAUAUUGUGGAUUCAUCUGAUCGAGAGCGCAUGGAUGAAUCAAAAAAAACAUUUGAAAAGAUGAUAUGCAACGAAAACUUGGGUGGCAUACCACUUUUAAUAUUAGCUAAUAAACAAGACAUUCCUGACUGUAUGGGCGUCCGAGAAGUAAAACCAAUUUUUAAUCAGAAUGCUCAUUUGAUUGGAAGAAGAGAUUUUAUGGUUAUGCCAAUAUCUGCGUUGACUGGCGAUGGGAUUGAUGAAGGAAUUCAAUGGCUAGUUCAAUCAAUUCAAAGAAAUAUAGAAGUGCGUCCUCCAAAGAAUGCUGAGGAUUAUUGA